Molecule: messenger RNA, 2324 nt
Organism: Oncorhynchus mykiss (rainbow trout)
Lineage: Eukaryota; Metazoa; Chordata; Actinopteri; Salmoniformes; Salmonidae
Source: RefSeq, a predicted model, not a curated record
AUACGACACAGACCUGCAAAAAAAAUUAAACAGACACUGAAAUAAAUACGUUUGUUUGUGUUGCUAACGAACCCUUCUCUACUGCCCACAUUCACAAUGCUUUAUUUGAUUCUCUUUGUUGGAACGUUCGUCCUGUCCUCGGGGCAAUUCACGACUAGCCCAUCGUUUACAACAUCAACCACAAGUUCCAUAACCUUAACUGCUAACCCGUUGUUGGCACCGUCAACCACAACACCUACAACCACAACUACUGCCCCUGGGGAUACAACUACUGCCCCUGGGGAUACAACUACUGCCCCUGGGGAUACAACUACUACCCCUGGGGAUACAACUACUGCCCCAUGGGAUACAACUACUGCCCCUGAGGAAAUAACAACCACAACUGUUAUCGCGGAUUUUACAACAACACCCACAGCUGGUGUCCCAGAGGAUUCAACAACACCCACAGCUGGUGUCCCAGAGGAUUCAACAACACCCACAGCUGGUGUCCCAGAGGAUUCAACAACACCCACAGCUGGUGUCCCAGAGGAUUCAACAACACCCACAGCUGGUGUCCCAGAGGAUUCAACAACACCCACAGCCGUUCAACCAACAACAAUUCCUACAGCAAACCUGACCACGUUUGCACAUGCAAUGGUGAAUUUAUCCAGCUACGAAAAUCUGGAUAGCGAUGCAAUCGUUUCAAACAUUGAGGAGUUCUUGAAGCACAUCAGCAAUAAUGCCCUUGGACCUCUGAAGAUAACAGUGAACCGUUUCACAAAAUGUAGCGGCGCCCAGUGUGGAGACCAGCAACCCUCUACUACCCCUCAACCCACCACUGGCCCUCAAACCUCCCCUGACACUCAACCCUCUACUACCCCUGAACUCUUCGUUGACACUCAACCCACCACUGGCCCUCAAACCUCCCCUGACACUCAACCCUCUACUACCCCUGAACUCUUCGUUGACACUCAACCCACCACUGGCCCUCAAACCUCCCCUGACACUCAACCCUCUACUACCCCUGAACUCUUCGUUGACACUCAACCCUCUACUACCCCUCAAUUCUUCCCUGACACUCAAACCUCCACUGGCCCUCAACCCACAUUUACAUAGAUACCGUUCUGGUUUCAUAAUCACCACUGAUUCAUCAGACAUCUGUAUAGCCUACUUGUUGAUUUGUUAACUUGUCAAUAAUUUGAAAUGGAGUGGGGUAAAUUGAAAUGUAGGUACAUAAAUAUAUGUCAUACAAGUUCAUACUCUAACUUUGAAGGAAUAGCUAUGGUUUUUAAAAGUCAGUGAUAUUGGUAACACUUUCCAUUGAGGUAUCCUUUAAGUGAGUUGUAAAAAGGUAUAUGAAUACUUCAACAUCAACCGUACUGACUGGGAUUAGGAUAUGUAUUUUACUGUAUGACAGGGACUGGUAGAUAUUGCAAUCAACAAGUUUAAAUCAAUCAUGUGGAAAUAUCUCCAUUGACCCUGAACUUGGAUGUAGUAAUUCAAAGACUUUGGCUUUGUGAAGAUUGAAACUGCUUUUUCUAUAAAGUAUGGCAGACUAUUUAGAAAUAUGUUGUUUUUUUUUAGCUAAAUAUUUUGUAGCUUUUUUAUUCUGUUAUUUUCAUUACUUUUUAAGAUGUAUUCUUUGUUUUCCUUUGUCAGGUUGGGCCCCUCUCAAUCAAACCUGUUCUCAGCCCCAUUGUUAUUUAUUGAAGCUUUAUUUAACUAGGCAAGUCAGUUAAGCACAAAUUCUUAUUUACAAUGACAGCCUACCCCUGCCAAAUCCGGACGACACUGGGCCAAUUGUGCGCAGCCCUAUGGGACUCCCAAUCCCAGACGAAUGGGAUACAGGCCUGGAAUCAAAUCAGGGUCUGCAGUGACACCUCUUGCAUUGAGCUGUAGUGCCUUAGACUGCUGCGCCACUCGGGAGCCCAAUUGUGGUAUGUUAGGUUGUGAUCCUCUCAAUCAAACCUGUUUUUCAACCCCAUUGUGGUAUGUUAGAUUGGGUCCCUCUCAAUCAAACCUGUUUCUAGGUUCAGACAAAACAACUUUCUUCUUGUGCUCAUUUGGAAUCAUUGAUAAAAAAUAACAUGCCAAAUCAUCUCUUAUGUUGAUUAUAUUGCUAACUGACUUGAUUUAAAAUUACUUUCAGAUGAUGUGGGCAUGACAUGCUGUGUGGUUGAUUGACUUUUUUUUAAUGCAUUUGUUGGCAGUGGCUAGUUUAAAGGGGGCCUGAACAUACUGAUUUCACCUCGGUCUUCCUCCUCAUUAAGUAAAAUGCAUUUUCAUUUUGCGGGUGUGGUUUGAUGUGGGUGUGUUAUGUUCACUAUAUAAAAUAAUAUAAAAAA